This is a messenger RNA of Plutella xylostella (diamondback moth), 2256 nucleotides long. RefSeq lists its product as uncharacterized. The record is from RefSeq and is a predicted model, not a curated record. Lineage: Eukaryota; Metazoa; Arthropoda; Insecta; Lepidoptera; Plutellidae.
AGUACUUCACUACUUAAUUGCGGAGUCUUGUUGAGUUGAGGGAAGUUUAAUUAAUUCUGUUUACUUUUAACUUUCCAUUAUUUUGGUGUCAAUUUUUUAUAUUUUUUUCCCGUUCAGUUAAGCUAGCUAACAAGAUAAUAGCAUGAAAUUGAAGUCAAAGAAGUAUUUGGUAGCAUGUUGCAAUCAAUAGGUUGCGUCCUUUGGGACGUCUGUGUAAAUGUACGAAGCUUUUGUUCAGUUCGGACUUGAUCAGAUUUCCGCGGAUUAAUCGACUUGGAACAGUGUUUUCAAUAAUAAGUAAUACUGAAACUCUCAACACCAUCUACAUCAUAGAGUUUAAAGCCCAGUUAACCAGCAAAUGUUUAUUUUCACGGAGUUAAUUAACUGCUGUCAAUCAAUCAUAUGGUCGUAAUUAGCGAUGUCAAUGUUUGUUUACUUGUGAAGAAGUUGUCGAUAUUUAUAUCAAUAUCACCUAUAUUGAUGUUUCUACGAUGAGCAAGCCGAGUUCCGAGGCCGAGUCGUCUUGUAAACGACAAGAAAAUGGCGACGUAGCAGCAGGCUCUGAUCGCCCACUCAAGAAAGCGCGCUUUGCGUGGCAAGUCAAGGGGAAAUACCACCUGAGGAAUGACACCAGUGAAACAGACAAACCCUCGACGGCCAAUCGCGAUCCUGACAACGCAGGCACUUCCUCAGACAGUGAGAAUGACUCCAAUGACCUUGUGGGCAAUACUGAACAAAAUCUAGAAAUUUUGGGAGACUACUUGCUCAAACAAGAUUUCAACACUUUGGACUCUGUCAUUACUGAUUCUGAUAAGUCUCUUCUGAAACCAUGUCCUAACAUCUCCCCGGGGAAGCUCUCAUAUCCCCGUUAUGUGUCUACUUAUGAAACUGGUGGAGCCUCUCAUAAUUCUUCAGAUUAUAGCAGUAGAGAUAAUGUGUCAAUUCCUAUGUCCAUGGUUCACCAAUCGCCGAGUUUCAGUGAAGACCAAUGCAUAGCUAGAUGGCAGGCCAGACAGAUGGCCAAAGGCUUUGUGGAUAACACAAUCAACAGAGUCCUAGACUCAUGGAUGGUGACUCCGAUGCCAACUGAAAAUGACAGCAAUCGUUUCUUAGCCUUGGAUGUUGCUGAAUUCAUAAACAACCUUCCUGGAGAUAACAGCAUAGAGAAUGAAGGUAUCCUGAUGGCAAUAUCAGCACACGGGCUACAGAACACAUCCAAUGCUUCAACUAGCACUAAAGAGGACAAUAAGAACCACCAAUAUAAAUCAAAAUCUUCAAAAAACAAUGUGUUCCCCUCACCUCCGAGUAGUCCUGUACUGUAUGAUGAUGAAAGUAUGAAUGAGACCAUGAAAGAGGAUCAAAGUGAUAAAGUCAACAGCCAUGUUCUAACUGACUCGUGCUCCUGUCCUGGCAAUGACACGUCUGGGUCAAACAGCAACUUGUUCCAGCCUAAUCCCUUUGCCCCAUUCUCUCUUUUCCCCGAUCCUGAUGGUUCCAGCGACAAUGAAGACAUGAAUGAGAAUACAAGUACAAAUGAUGAUAUUUUCGCCAAUCAUUUUGAUUUCAUGGAUGCAGCUGUAACAUUUGCUAUCCAAAAUAAGGGAUUAACUUCUUUUGGGACAGACUAUGGAUAAAAUUUAAAUCCUUCUAAUCUCUGGUUACAUGACAAAGAUAUUAAGGCAAUGUUAACUAUCAAGGAUCUGAAAAAUCUAGCACUGUUAUUAUACCUACUAUUGUAAAGGUUUGGUUUGUUUAAUUGAGAUUGUGGUACUUUCUAGAAUAAGUAAGGAGCUCUGUGUUUAAGGAAAUACUUUGUUUUUGUAACUUGUCCUGUCCUAUUUUUUUAUUUGGAGUUGUAACAGCAGUACAAAAUCUUACAAUUGCUUAAUAUAAUAUAUCUAUGCUGAGCUGACUGAAUGAUUUAUAACUGUUGAGACAGAUUUGUAUUGUUACUUUACUUUAUAGUAUGCCAUAAUUAAUGUUUAAUCAUCUCAUGCCUGCUAUUGUAUUAUUUCAUGUAAGUCUUUAUCAUUUAUUGUUCAUAGCAUUUAUUCAAUUUAUUGUUACAUAGGUAUUGUAUAUUAUACUAAAAUAUGUUUUAUGAUUUUAUUGUGGUGAUACAGCUAUUUUAAUAAUAGCAAAAAAAAGUAUAAAGUUUUAAGUCUGAAAUGUGUGUAAAACUUCCGUAUAUAGACAUAGAGAAUUAUGUAUGCCAUACCGACUAACUGUAGUCAAUAAAUAUGAUACUCAAAACGA